AUGCCCCCAACUCCAUCGUCGUCAUCGCGGUCUUCAGUGUCAAUGUUGGUGGGAAUCAAAAUCUCGAUAGCCAAUUGUCCAGCGGACACGGAUCAUAGGCGGCAGCGUGACUGCAACAUUGAGGGUGUGCAGGUAUGCCGUCACGUCAGACAGCACUGUCGUCGUCUUCUCCCAGGAAAAAGAUCUAUCUCCCAAACCCAAAAUGAUGUCCUCCACAACAAUCCCGCGUCCCCACCGCCGACCAUUAACGACACUCCUUUUCUCGGCGGUGCCACCCUCUUCCUGCACCGCGCCAGCAGCCGCAGCCGUGCGAUGCGCGAGUCUUCUAUCCACGUUCGCAAGCACUAUGGUUUGUGA
Molecule: messenger RNA, 357 nt
Organism: Striga asiatica
Lineage: Eukaryota; Viridiplantae; Streptophyta; Magnoliopsida; Lamiales; Orobanchaceae
Source: the annotation of a GenBank genome assembly